This is a messenger RNA of Poeciliopsis prolifica (blackstripe livebearer), 2415 nucleotides long. Its product is annotated as zinc finger protein 32-like. Gene Ontology annotation, biological process: regulation of transcription by RNA polymerase II. The record is from RefSeq and is a predicted model, not a curated record. The transcript has 4 exons. The coding region runs from base 239 to 1546 and encodes 435 amino acids. Lineage: Eukaryota; Metazoa; Chordata; Actinopteri; Cyprinodontiformes; Poeciliidae. Gene Ontology annotation, molecular function: DNA-binding transcription factor activity, RNA polymerase II-specific; RNA polymerase II cis-regulatory region sequence-specific DNA binding. Gene Ontology annotation, cellular component: nucleus.
UAUUGUUGGAAAUGCAACCCUGUAAACAUAAAAGGCUGAUCUGAUGAAAACUGCCAAAACUUGGUGCUGUGAAGACAAUUCAAGUCAAAAGGGUAUAAGAAAUGAAGCAGAGCAAAGUUAAGCGGUGCAUACGGAUAAAAAGAAGCACGACGGCAAAUGUUUGAAAAGAAAAUGCCCUUCUCCAGCCUUUUAAAAGACCCAACCGACCAAUCUUCUUGAGAUCAAUAAGUAAAAGAAGAUGGCCGAUGCACAAUGUGAUAGCAGUGGAAUCUCAAAGUCAGCGGAGAGAACGUCUGUGUUUGGCGAAGAAAACACCAGAUCUUCACAUGAAGGUGAUCAGCAGAUGUUAGUGGUCAAGGAAGAGGUUCCUGAUCUGUGGAGCUCUAGUUUGGACCAGCAGAAUCCAACGCUGUUCUGGGUGAAGAAUGAAGACUGGAACAAGUUGACUGAUCCAGAUAGAGAGCUGCUUAUUGCGAAGAAAGAGCCCGACACCACAGAUUUUCCAUUCACUGCUGUUACGGUGAAGAUUGAAGACAACGAUGAGAAUCUUCUCUCAUCAGAGCGUCGACACAUCAAAUUGGAAGACAACAGGAAGGCAGAAUCUCCAACCAGCUGCUCACAUGAACAGAUGGGAACAGAAAGUGGCAGAGAGGAGCGCAGAGGACCAGAAGCAGACAGAAAUACUGAGUGUUUAAAUCCAAACACUGAUGAAAAUGCUUCCGCCUCUUCAGAGACUGAAGUCAGUGAUGAGUAUGAUGAUGAUGGAUGUGAUGACAAUCUGUCAGGUUCUGGAUCUGAACAGGAAGACAGUGACGAAGACUGGGAGGAGACCAGGACACAUCAGGCAGGAGGAAAGUCCUCCAGCCGCUUGGAUGACGCAAACCGUUCUAAAACGGAGCAAAAUUCAGAUUCACACAAAGUCCUCAAUGAGAGUAAAGUAUUUGUGUGUGACGAUUGUGGUAAACCAUUUUACUAUCUGUAUCACCUCAAGCGUCACAUGGCCCACCACAAAGGAGAGAAACCAUUUCAGUGUGACGAAUGCGGUAAAAAGUUCACUUUGAGGGGAAAUCUGAACCAACACAUGACGAUUCAUAGAGGAGAAAAACCUUUUGCCUGCAACUUCUGCGACAGACGCUUCAGACUGAGCAGCCUUCUGCAGUCACACGUAGUGACACAUUUAGGGGUGAAAGCCUUUACCUGCCAGCAUUGUGGAGAAAGAUUCUCUCGAGAGGGAGCUUUGAAGAGACAUGUUGUACGGCACACCGGCGUGAAACCAUUUGCUUGUACUAUAUGCGAUAAACGAUUCUACAGAAAGCCCGAUUUAAAGUGUCACAUGCCGGUUCACUCGAGAGAACAAAGAGUCAACGCUGCACCGAGGAACUUUGCUUGUGACGAAUGUGGAAAAAGAUUUAUCCACAAGUGUCAUGUGACCAGACACAUGAUCACCCACACUAGGGAAAAAAACUUCAGCUGUGACAUUUGCAGUUUGAUGUUUAAGUGGCAGAGUGCUUUAAAGAGACAUGAAAAGAGAUUUCACAACCAAUAGAAGCUGUUCAGAUGUCUUGGCUAGUUAAUUAAUGUUUAUUAGGACGAGCUUAACUGUGGGGGUCUUUUUGCUGAGUGAUGAUAUUAUUGCUGAAUUAGCUCCAGUGUAUGCCGUUAGGUCCCGCACAAGCCUGGUAAUACACCAUACAUUUCACUCAUUUAAUAUUUUUCCACGUCUAAGUAAGACAUGGUCUAUCGUUUCUACAUCUCUUUCACAGAAUGAGUAUUUAUUUAUUAAAUGAGAGAAACUAUUUGCUUGCGGCAGUUGUGACAAAUGUUUCAGGCUUCAUUGUGAUCUCCUCAAACACAUGGUCAUCCACACAGGGUGGAAACCAUUUGGUUGCAGUUAUUGUGGAGCUUCAUUCACUCAGCAGGGAGUUAUGAAUAGACACAUUAGACAAAACGCAUAAGAAACCGUUUUUCUGUGACUGGUGUGAUAAGAGGUUUUCUGAAAACUCAGGUCUGAAGCGUUGUAUGUCAACUCAUUUCAGAGAACAAAGGGUAGCCUCUGGAAUAAGAAGGCAUCCCUGUAAUGAACAUGGUAAAAUAUAUACUGGAAAGGCGCAUCUUACAGCUCACAGGAGUACCCACUCAGGAGAAAAACAUUUCAGCUGCAGUGUUUGUAGUGCGAGUUUUCCAUGCUACAAUAGCCCGAAGAAACAUACAGUCAGAGUCAACAGUCAAUAGAAACGGCUCAUUUCAGUAUUUGUUCAAAAAUGUUUUACAAUGCACAUCUGGACUGGUGUUUGUUCUACUGUAUUGUCAUGUUUUCUGUCAUUUGUACAUGUAUUCAGUUUGAGUGAUGGAUUUGAGUUUUCAAACUUUUUGACAUAAAGCAAUUUCAUAUUAAAAUUUUAGUUUGAAACUUUA